This is a messenger RNA of Mya arenaria, 4031 nucleotides long. Its product is annotated as acid phosphatase type 7-like. Lineage: Eukaryota; Metazoa; Mollusca; Bivalvia; Myida; Myidae. Bases 426 to 2081 code for a protein of 551 amino acids. Gene Ontology annotation, molecular function: metal ion binding; acid phosphatase activity. The record is from RefSeq and is a predicted model, not a curated record. The transcript has 4 exons.
UAUAAUGAAAAUAUAAAGGAAAUAGUUCCCUGUGUUUUUAUCCAUGUCCAAAAUAAAACUUACUUUUUUACAAUUAGACUUUGCGUAUAUCAUGCAGUCUUCUUACAAUUACUGAAUUAGGCUUUGCGAAUUCAUGCAGGCUAACUGCAAGGUUCCAAUACACAUUUUAUUAAUCGUUACAUUAAUUAAUCCGCAGUUAUCAAUGGUUAUUUAUUUUGCCUAAUUUAGGUCCCAUCAACUGUAAUCCAAACAAAAACCUGCGAAAGGUAACAAUCCAUUAAUUGCAAAGUGUGGUACAAUGUGUGACGUCAGAGCACAAGCGGUGAUAAGAUCAAAGGCGCAUGGCUAUGGUUGUAUUUAAAUCAGUCAGUCGAAUACCGUAUGAUCCCAUUUGAUUGCCAGGAUUUCGUCUAGGCUGAACAUAAAUGAUGAUGGACUGGUUGCAUAGUGUGGUUUUAUUGCUGGUCCUACUAGCUGUGUCUGGACUCCCGCAGGAGGGGACAUAUGAGGGGAUACAAGAUGGAACACAGGGACCUCUUGUUAAGAAACAAGAGCUUAAGGCUAACAGGGAUAAUCUUAAGGUGUCUGAGAGUAGUCUUCAACCACAGCAAAUACACAUCAGUCUUGGAGAUAGUUCAAGGGAUAUGACAGUGAUGUGGGCAACAGAGGGGUAUGAUUCGUCUGUUGUAGAGUACCACACGGGGGACCGUACACAGUUACAGAGGGCGGAGGGCCAGACAAUGAAGCUUGAUGACACUAAUGAUGCGGGGCUCAAACACUUACAUCAUGUCACCCUGCGAAACCUAGGCCCCAAGACUAAAUAUUUCUACCAAGUCAGAGGACAAUCAGAUGACACACUGAGUGAAUCGUACAGUUUCACCGUCCCUCCUGUACACGACGGCAACACUCACAUGUUCAUGGUUUACGGGGAUCUGGGAACACAGACCAACAACAUUCAGUUCCUGCUCCAGGAGGCCUUGAAUGAGAAGUAUGAGGCAAUCUUCCACAUCGGGGACAUCGCCUAUAACCUGAGUAGCAAGAAUGGUGAAAUUGGUGACAAAUUUCUGAGGCAGAUUGAGAAGGUCUCUGCUAGGAUACCAUACAUGACAGUACCUGGUGACCAUGAGACAGAUCAUAACUAUGUACACUACCGUCACAGGUUUUCCAUGCCUAACCUUCCAUGGCCUAUGCCCAGUAACAAGUUGUGGUACAGUAUUGAUGUUGGCCCCAUUCACUUCAUCAUGUACUCAACAGAAGUGUUUUUCUAUGACGAUGAAAAUACUGAAGCCAUGUUGAACUGGUUAAAGGAAGAUCUUGAUAAAGCAAACUCAGAAAGAUCUGCAAGACCGUGGAUAAUAGCUAUGGGUCAUAAGCCAAUGUACUGUUCUGUUGAUGACAUAAAUGCAGACUGUAGCAGAAGUAACCCUGUGGUACGUAGAGAACUGGAGGAUCUGUUUUACGCUGAAGGGGUGGAUUUGAUUAUAUCAGCACAUCAACAUUUGUAUCAGCGUACUUGGCCAGUGUAUAAGAAACGUGCCACUCAGAAUAACUACAGGCAUCCUUCAGCCCCAGUGCAUCUGAUUAUUGGUACUCUGGGCUUGCACUACAUGGUAGAUAAGGCGAACAAUGAAGGUGGUCAAUGGUUAGCGUUUUCAAUGGACGAACCGGGACGCGAGUCAUUCGGACGACUGAAGGUGUACAAUGCCACUCACUUGUCAUGGGAAGUGAGAGAGUGCUUGAAUAACAGAGUUAUAGACACAAUGUGGAUAAACCAGCCUUACCAUAGACCUUUUACACAACCACGUGUGUUUUUUCCCAAUCCUCUCGGGGAAAUGGGUCAGGAAUGGAUGGACGAUCAAACCGAGUCCUACGGCCUUGAAUCAUUCCUUGGUUUACGUGGGAAACAUUAUGGUGAUGAUUACCAGACCAAACUCACUGUACUGUUUUGUGUGUUUAUUAUUUGUCUUCUUGGGUUGAUUGCUCGGAAGAAAGUGCUCAGCUUUGUGAGGAUAAUCUGCCUAAGGAAGGAACCUUGCAAUAAGAUCAAGGCUGGCCUGAGUCCAGGGGGAGCUAAUGUUUAAAUGAAAAAAAUCAUAAUUUGUGACAAAGUUUCAGGUCUUUGAAAAUAGUAUAAAAUUGUGCCUUUAAAAACAUCUGGCUCUGUGAUAUUGGGUGGCCUAUAGUCAAAGCAAGAUCUUAUCAGUUUAUUGUUAAAAAAAAUGAUUGGGCUUCUCAUUCAUAAUUUGCCUGAAAUCAAAAAUCAAAAAUGUCUAUUUUUAUUUUUUUAUGAAGGAUGGCUCGUAUUAUUCCUUUAAUUGGCAGUUGGGUCACAAACUUUUAUAUUCAAGUGAAUACCUUGUCAAACAAACAUUGUAUGCUUGUACGCCUGUAUAAGAGAUCUAAUUCUAAUAGCUCCAUAUUGGAUAUCCAUGGACAGUCACAGUUAUAUGAUAAUUGCAUUCCAAGUGCUACAUGUAUUAAGCGAGAAAGAAUGGUGAUCAGGUUGUGAAUCUUUAACAUCAGUCAUGUACAUCAUAGGUAUAGUUCCUCAUCAAUACAUGUGUACUAACAUAGGGCAUAGUUUAUGGAUUUGAACAUGUCAUAUUUCAUCCAACAAUCCAUACAUUUACAUUUUAAUAACUCAUCGAACAUUCUGAUGUAAGUGUUGUCCAAUAUUUAUGCAACUUAAUAAGUGCUGACCAAUUCAUGCAAAUAUUUAUUCAUGUAUUAUAAAAUUUAUACAGUAGCUUUUAAUGAGUGGUUUACACAGUAUUGUACCAGAUCAGCCUAUGUAAUGUUCAUAUAUAUUGAUCAAUUUCCGAUAUUUAAUUGAGUUUUAUAACCUGUCACUAGUGAUAUUAAACGACUCAAAUUUUCCUAAGGAUCAAGCAUGAUUAUUUGUUGUUAAGAUUUUUUUAACAGUGUAAGGAAAUAUAGUCUGGUAUUUUAAAGUGUUAGAUAAUUCAACAUCAUUCAUCAAUAAAUUCUGAUUUUUGGUAUAAUAUUUAUGUUUGUUUCAACCUUAUUUUUUUAAAAAGGAAUAUAUUUUGUACAUGAAUAGAACCAAUUAAUAUAUUAUGAUUAGAUGUUAUGUCUCUGCCAAUUUUAUUAUGCAUGUGUAUUUUAUGCUUAAGUGAAAUAAUUCAAUUUGAGUACAUUUCAUUCUUGCGCUAUCAUUGUGUAUUUCCAUUCUCAUUCAAAAGUUUUCAGACAAUCACUGAUGUUGGUAUCAAUUGAACAGCUCUAAGUUUUAACAUGGUAAAUUGUCAUUUUUUUCUUAUAGAACAUAGAACCAGUCCAAUUCCUAUAAUCGGUAGUCAGAUAUAAACUGACUGAAAUUAUAGAAUUUGCUUGAAUCUUUUGUCAUUCAUACAUGAGUUAAAGCCCAUGACAUUAUCACGUGUUAAACACAUUUUGAGUAAAUGUCUGGUACAAGUUCUGUAAUUGGGUAGCUACAUGUAUGUACAUAUGUCAAGGCCUUUAGAACAAGACUUAGUGAGAUCUUGUCUUGAAUGAUCCCUUGCAAAUUGAAGUAGUACUGUAUACAAUUAUAUUACAGUGGUUAGCAAACGUCAAAAUAUAAAAUAAUAUUAAAUAAUUUUUCUUCAAUAUUUUAGGUUUGAAAUACAUGUCAAUGUGAAUCAUUUGAAAUUGGCUGCUGUAUUGAGUUAUAAUUUAGUCUAUUAACAUGUAUGUAGUGUUUGUUAAGCAACAUGUAUGUUUUUUUCAUUUACAUUCAAAUACAUCAAAUCGUUGUAAAUAUAUUCAUGUACAUUGUCUCAUUGCAAACAGUAAUUACUAGUAUUUGCUGCAUAAUAUGUGACAUCAGUGGUGUACUGUAUCCGAUCAAGAAUAUGUGAAAAUGAUCAUGCAACUGUGAGGGUGUUGCUUUGCUUCAUUUUUUUUGUACAGAUAGAUUUGUUUAUAUCGUUAAUUAUGUAUAUUUUGUGAUAAACUAACAUUUGUUAUUAGAUUGUAUAAUAUGCCAUCACUGGGAAUAUUAUUUGAAGAGAAUAAAUAAUCUAAAAAUA